AUGAGCCCAAUUACUAUUGGGAAAAAAAAGUACAGUACAGAAACUAUUGUAAGAUCAUUUGAAUACUUUGCAAUUUCGAGAUCGUUAUAUGGAAGGUUAAGUGGAGAUUAUGGACUUCCAAAGAAAAAAGGCGUCAUUAUACCUCAGUUCAAAAAUAGUUUUCCAGAUAGUGAUUGGAUUCGAUCUUUUUUAAAAAGAAAUCUAGAACUCUCAGUAAGAUUUGCAAGCAACAUAAAGCGAAAGAGAGCAGAAAUAGGAACGACUGUAAUUGAUAACUACUUUAUAAAUCUAUCAAAUGAAACAAGUAAUAUAUCACCUGAUAAUAUAUGGAACUAUGAUGAAACCAAUCUCAGUGAUGAUCCAGGUAAAAAAAAAAAAAUAUUAACAAAGCGUGGAUGUAAGUAUCCUGAGCGCAUCAUUAAUUCUACAAAGACCUCAUUCUCUGUAAUGUUAUGCGGUAAUGCUAAUGGUGAAUUGCUACCAUCUUAUGUUGUUUACAAAGCUGAGUCGUUAUGGAAUACAUGGAUAGAAAAUGGGCCACCAAAAGCAAGUUAUAACAGAUCAAAAAGUGGUUGGUUUGACUCAACAUGUUUUAAGGACUGGUUUUUCUCUUUACUUCUUCCAAGACUUAAGAAGGCUCAAGGAAGAAGUGUCAUUAUAGGUGAUAACGUAUCUUCACAUUUGAGCAUUGCAAUACUGGAUACAUGUCAAAGCAAUAACAUAGGAUUUGCGGCAUUACCAGCAAACUCUACACAUCUCACGCAGCCUCUAGAUGUUGCCUACUUUAGAUCUAUGAAGAUUAACAGGCGCAAAAUAUUAUGUGAAUGGAAGGAGAAAGGAAAAGGAAGGAGAGUUGCUUCUCUUCCCAAACAUGAAUUUCCUCGACUUUUAGACCGUUUAAUUACCAACUUAAAUGAACAUGGGAAUGAUAACCUUAGAGCUGGUUUUUGCAAAACUGGAAUUUUUCCAUUAGACAAGUCUCAAGUGCUUUCACGAUUACCAUGUUGUAAUGUAGGUUUAGGCUCAACUACUGAUUUAGUAGCCAAUCAUUUUUAG
Hydra vulgaris (swiftwater hydra) is the source of this 1056-nucleotide messenger RNA. Lineage: Eukaryota; Metazoa; Cnidaria; Hydrozoa; Anthoathecata; Hydridae. The record is from RefSeq and is a predicted model, not a curated record.